Messenger RNA from Microthlaspi erraticum, 459 nucleotides. The record is from the annotation of a GenBank genome assembly. Lineage: Eukaryota; Viridiplantae; Streptophyta; Magnoliopsida; Brassicales; Brassicaceae.
AUGAUAGAUAUCCCUGGAACACCAGGGACUUUGACUGGUCUGCUCUUGAGAAUCUCGCAGUGUGUUUUCGCUGCUGGCUCCAUUUCUUACAUGGUUACUUCCGGUGGAUUCUUCAGCUUCACUGCCUUCUGCUACCUAAUAGCAGCAAUGGGGUUGCAGCUCCUAUGGAGUUUCGGUCUAGCGAUACUAGACACCUUCGCGGUAGUGAGAAAGAAGACGCUUCUUAGCCCGGUUUUAGUCAGUCUCUUUGUAGUGGGAGAUUGGGUAACGGCGACAUUAUCUCUGGCCGGAGCUUCUUCCUCGGCGGGGAUAAUGGUUUUAUACUUUGGAGAUUUAGGAAACUGCAGUUUUGAAGCACAAUGUUGGAGAUAUCAACUCUCUGUUGCUUUAGCUUUCCUUUGUUGGAUCACAAUCGCCAUUUCUUCACUUACCACACUUUGGUUACUUGCUUCUGGCUAA